AAUGAAUUUCAUCCGCAAUACAUCGUGACGACAACGAUGCUUUCAGAGCGUGUUUUGCUCUCUUUAGUCCCAUUGACUUUGUGUUCGGUCUUAUGGUUUGGUCCUAGGAGUUUCCAGUUCCAGCCCUACUGCACUUCUAUUCCACCAUAUUUCCCUCUCUUCACCGCUAAAUCCGUCAUCAUUAAAUCUCUCAUUCAUUCAAUCAUUUAAGGGUAUCAAGAUGUGGAAGCUAAGAGUUUUGGCAUGUCUUUUUGCGGUCUCAUAUUCUUACUUUCUUCUUCUCGUUGUUGCACAAGUUACAGAUCCCUCUGAAGUGAAAGCUUUGGAGGCUGUAAAGAGCAGAUUGAUUGAUCCAAUGAAGAAUAUCCGAAAUUGGAACAAGGGGGAUCCAUGCGUAUCUAAGUGGAAUAGAGUUACUUGUUCAAACAAAACUGGGACUGAUGGAUACUUGCAUGUUACAGAACUCCAAAUGAUGGGAAUGAAUCUCACAGGAAUUUUAGCUCCUGAGCUGGGACAGCUAACUCAUCUUUGGAUAUUAGAUUUCAUGUGGAAUGAAUUAACGGGCACAAUUCCCAAGGAGAUUGGAAACAUUAAAAACCUGAAACUCUUGCUCCUGAAUGGAAACAAACUUACAGGUUCUUUUCCUGAUGAGCUUGGAAAUCUAUCAAAAUUAAAUCGACUACAGGUCGAUGAGAACCAAAUGUCAGGUCCAAUACCAAAAUCUUUUGCAAAUUUGAACGGUGUUAGACACCUCCACUUCAACAACAAUUCUUUCAGUGGUCAAAUUCCUUCUGAGCUUUCCAAGUUACCCCGUCUUCUUCACUUGCUUUUGGAUAAUAACAACUUUACUGGGAUGCUCCCACCAGAACUUGCAAACAUAACAGAGCUGGCCAUACUUCAACUUGAUAACAACAAUUUCAGUGAAUCUGAGAUUCCGGCUACCUACGGCAACCUUUCGAAAUUAACUAAAAUAAGUCUUAGGAAUUGCGGCUUGCAAGGAACUGUUCCUGAUCUAAGCAGGAUAGGUAACCUUAGUUAUAUAGACUUGAGCAGGAAUCAUCUAGUUGGAUCCAUACCAUCACAAAAGCUUUCUCAUAAUGUGACAACAAUAGAUUUGUCGUAUAACCGUCUUAAUGGAUCUAUUCCAGGAAGUUUUUGGGAUCUUCCUUCACUGCAGAAACUUGAUCUGAGUAACAAUUCAUUAUCAGCCUUAUUGGAAGAUAUAAAUCCUCAAAAAAAUGUCACUCUGAGGCUUGUAAACAAUCCUAUCUGCAAUAAUGCAACCAUACAAAACAUAGGCCAGUUUUGUAAAUUGGAUGCUGAACAGAAUGAGAUCGCUGAAGAACCUAAAGAUCCAAAAAAAAGUUGUGAUGUUCAAGCAUGCCCACUAGAUGAUUUCUAUGAAUUUGUCCCAUCAUCUUCAGAUUGCUAUUGUGCAGCGCCAAUCAGAAUUGGAUAUAGGCUAAAGAGCCCAAGUUUUUCUUAUUUUCGUCCAUACAGUAGUGAAUUUCAGGUGUAUCUAACUAGUGCUCUCAAGCUGAAGGUUUCUCAAUUGUCAAUUGAUUCAUUUUUCUGGGAAGAAGGACCUCGUCUCCAGAUGUAUUUGAAGCUUUUUCCUUUGUUCAAUGAUUCUCAAUCACAUACAUUCAACAAAAGUGAGCUUCAUCGAAUUAGAGAACAAUUUACCUCCUGGAAUUUUCCUCGUACUGACUUUUUUGGACCAUAUGAGCUUCUGAACUUCACUCUCCUGGGACCUUAUGAAGAUGAGUUGUUUAUUAGCAAACAUAGUGCUGGAAUUAGUAAAGGCAUUUUGGCAGCGAUUAUACUUGGGGCUAUUGCUUGUAUAGUUACCAUUUCUGCAAUAGUCUCAUUUCUCACCAUGAGACAUGCCAAAUAUCAUCAAGCACCAUUAAGAAGACGUUCGUCAUCGAUGGCUUCCAUGAAGAUUGAUGGUGUAAAGCCAUUCACUUUUAAAGAAAUGGCAUCAGCUACCGAGAAUUUUAAUUUCUCAGCUCAAGUUGGUCGAGGAGGUUAUGGAAAGGUUUAUAAAGGAGUUUUAGCAGACAACACAUUUGUGGCCAUAAAACGUGCAGAGGAAGGAUCAUUGCAGGGCCAGAAAGAAUUUUUGACAGAGAUAGAACUGUUAUCGAGGUUACAUCACCGGAACCUGGUUUCAUUACUUGGGUAUUGUGAUGAAGAAGACGAGCAGAUGCUAGUUUAUGAGUUCAUGCCUAAUGGAACAUUGAGGGACUGGCUUUCUGCUAAGGCAAAGGGAACCUUGAAUUUCAGUAUGAGAUUACGAGUAGCAAUGGGUUCAGCUAAAGGAAUUCUUUACCUACAUACUGAAGCAGACCCUCCUAUAUUCCACCGGGAUAUUAAAGCAAGCAACAUACUUCUGGAUUCUAACUUCACUGCUAAAGUAGCAGAUUUUGGACUGUCGCGACUCGCACCAAUGCUGGAUUCCGAAGGGACAGUUCCUGAAUAUGUAUCUACAGUUGUGAAGGGAACACCAGGCUACCUGGAUCCGGAAUAUUUUUUGACUCAUAAGUUGACAGACAAAAGUGAUGUCUACAGUCUAGGAGUUGUAUUUCUGGAGCUCUUGACAGGCAUGCAUCCAAUUUCGCAUGGAAAAAACAUUGUCCGCGAGGUGUUGACAGCGCAUCAGUCUGGGACGAUGUUCUCUGUUAUAGACUCCAACAUGGGCUCCUAUCCAUCUGCAUGUAUCGAAAGGUUUGCAGCUUUGGCACUCAGCUGUUGCCAUGACCAGACAGAGAAGAGGCCAUCAAUGUUGGAAGUGGUGAGGGAGCUAGAAGACAUACUUCAGAUAAUGCCAGAAUCAGACACAACUGUUUCAGAAUCAACUUCCACCUAUUCUGGCUCUUCUGCAACACCACCUUCAUCCUUGGUCACGAUGAACUCAUUUGUUUCUGCAUCUAUAUCAGGAAGUGAUCUUGUUAGUGGUGUCGUUCCUACCAUAUCCCCUCGCUGAGAAUCUAUGUUUGAUCAAUUGUAAUUUUAGUUUUAAUUUAGGUUGGAGAGAUAAGUGUACAAGUAGAAUGUUGUUUUUCUUUUGCAAAGAAAUUCAUGGUAGUUUAUUUACGGUCGUCAAACUACAUAGAUCUUCUGACUCAAUUUCUGCUUUGGCUCCCUUAUACACACAUCAUAGACAUGGUGUAAAGAAAAGAGAUACUAAUACAUGGAAAAAGCAUUGCAAUCGUGAAAUACAAAGAGGAAUAUCAAUAUUUGUUUUUCUUUCUGUAAAGAGAAACCAUGUAAAUGUUAAUUUACAGUAGAUUUUAUUUUUAGAGUAAUAUUUAUGUAGGUGUUUUUUAUAA
This is a messenger RNA of Cannabis sativa, 3335 nucleotides long. Its product is annotated as probable LRR receptor-like serine/threonine-protein kinase At1g06840. The transcript is spliced from 20 exons. Gene Ontology annotation, molecular function: ATP binding; protein binding; protein kinase activity. Lineage: Eukaryota; Viridiplantae; Streptophyta; Magnoliopsida; Rosales; Cannabaceae. The record is from RefSeq and is a predicted model, not a curated record. The coding region runs from base 221 to 2989 and encodes 922 amino acids. Gene Ontology annotation, biological process: protein phosphorylation.